This is a messenger RNA of Melanaphis sacchari, 1432 nucleotides long. RefSeq names its product receptor expression-enhancing protein 1-like. Gene Ontology annotation, molecular function: microtubule binding. The coding region runs from base 573 to 1259 and encodes 228 amino acids. The record is from RefSeq and is a predicted model, not a curated record. Gene Ontology annotation, biological process: endoplasmic reticulum tubular network organization. Gene Ontology annotation, cellular component: endoplasmic reticulum tubular network; endoplasmic reticulum membrane; cytoplasmic microtubule. Lineage: Eukaryota; Metazoa; Arthropoda; Insecta; Hemiptera; Aphididae. The transcript has 6 exons.
UCAAUUCAUAUCUAACAGUGGUAAAGACUAAAGAGUAAAGACUAAUUUUUAACUAUCAUAUGAUAUUAUUUAACGAUAAGAAAAAAUUACUAUCAAAUGAAGAAAGAAAACACCAAAAAAACCCUACUCCGAUUGUGUUAAGGUCUAUGACCAAAACAAAAGCAGCCUGUGAUAGCUAAUCGUAGCCAAUAAGAAUAUUAUAUUUUUUUUUCAUCGAGACAAAUUAGAUAUGUUAGUAGACCGUGAUCGUUCAUAAUGUUUUGAAAUCCGUUGCCUUAUAUAGUAGUAGAAUCGUAUAGAAUGAAGGAAUUAUUAUGUAGUGUAUUGCGUGUAUAAUGUGUAACAAUUUUAUUUCUCGAUCGUUAACUACAAUAAAUGAAUAAAAAAACACAAAUAAACUGUUUAGAUGUAAGAAAAAAAAUGAAUUUGAACAACUUUUAAAAUUGGGCAAGUUCAUUUUAAACAGAAAAUAGACAAUGUUCCUUUUUAAAAUAGCCAACAAAUAAUUAGCAAACAGUUAAUCAAUCCAUGUAUAAAUCUUCAUUUUAAAUUAUUCAAUUGAUUUGUUCAAUAUGAUUCCGGGAGCUGUGUGCAAAGCAUUAACACUUUUAUUUGGUGUAAUGUAUCCAGCUUAUGCAUCGUACAAGACAGUGAAAAACAAAAAUGUGAAAAAUUAUGUUAAGUGGAUGAUGUAUUGGAUAGUUUUUGCAGCAUUUAUUUGUAUCGAAAGCUUAACUGAUAUAUUCCUCGAAUUUUGGUUUCCAUUUUAUUAUGACAUUAAAUUACUUGUGCUAUUAUGGAUUUCAUGCCCAUUUACAAAAGGUUCAACAAUUUUAUACAAGCAACUAGUACAUCCAACUUUAUUGAAAAAAGAAACUGAUAUUGAUGAAUUUUUAGUCAAUGUUAAAUCACGUACCUACAAUGCUCUAACUUCAACCGCCAAACAAACUUUUCAAAUGACAGCUGCAAUUGUAGCUCAGCACACAGUAGUUGGGCGUAUGCCAAUGGUUCUUCAACAAAUGGUGAAAUUGGAUGAUGAAUGUUUAUCUCAACAGCCAGCAGCUGUCAUAAGAAAAGUGAAAAAAAAGAAACCUACAACCAUUAUUAUAGAAGAUUCUAUAUCAGAUUCUUCCUCUGAUUCAUUGCCAAUAGAAUCUACUAUUGUCGUUGAAGAGGUACCCGUUCAAAGACCAAAACGUAGUAAAGUGCAAUAUCAACAAAAAUCUAGUAAUAUCAAUAAAUUCAAGACAGUAUUUUAAAAUAACCAUAUCAUGUUCCAUUAUAAAAUCAUCUUAUUAUUUCUCAUUAUAAUAAAAGCUUUAUUAUGUAUAAAAUGACAUCAUAAUCGAUGACAAUAUUGCACUGUUUUUUUUUUCAUUUCCACUUUCACAAGUUUAAAGUUUGUAAUCACUGAAGGUUUUUAAUUUUUUUU